CAACUGGUUGAAGUGAACGUAAUUUAAUGGAUGUGGGAAGGAUAUUUCGUCGAUCUACAUAGACAACACGCUUUUAUUUCGGUAUUAAUAGAUAAGAAGAGGUCACAAAAUGCCUUUAUUUGGCCAAAACCCAUUCGAUCAGGAUGCGGAGAAAGCUACUAGUGAAACAAAUACGACAGAGGACUGGGCCCUCAUUAUGGAUAUCUGUGACCGGGUGGGAACAACUCCAACUGGUGCAAAAGAUUGCCUCCGGUCAGUUAUGAAGCGGGUCAACCACAAGGUCCCUCAUGUUGCCAUGCAAGCAUUAACGUUGCUUGGUGCCUGCGUUUCAAACAGCGGGAAGAUUUUUCACCUAGAAAUCUGCUCGAGAGAGUUCGCCAGUGAAGUUAAACAAGUGCUAAACAGGGCUCACCCAAAGGUUGGCGAGAAACUAAAGGCCCUGAUGGUCGAGUGGGCCGAAGACUUCCAGAAAGACCCACAACUAAGCCUUAUCAGUGCCACCAUAAAAUCCCUGAAGGAAGAAGGAAUGACAUUCCCCAGCUCAAGCAACCAGAACUCCAGCGCAAAACCCAACAGCACCCCUACCGUCACCAAAAUAUCAGAUGAUGACCUGGCCAAAGCCAUUGAGAUGUCCUUACAGGAGCAGAAACAACAGGUAGAGACUCGACCCCUCACCGUGAUCGCUGAUCCACCCUACAACACCAACAGCGUGAAGGAGUCGCGUAAGGUGCGCGCCCUCUACGAUUUCGAGGCGGCUGAGGACAAUGAGCUCACCUUUAAGGCUGGAGAGCUUGUGCUGGUUCUAGAUGACAGUGAUCCAAACUGGUGGAAAGGAGAGAACCACAGAGGAACAGGGCUUUUCCCAUCCAACUUUGUCACCACCAACUUGAAUGCUGAACCAGACCCUGUGAUGUAUAUGGAGAAGACCACCGUUCCUGAGGAGCCUAUCGUUGAAGUUGAAGUUAAAGCUGAACCCGAGCCUGUUUGUAUAGAUGAGGAGAAGAUGGACAGAACUAUUUACCUGCUCCAAAACACAGACCCGGCAGAUCCGUCACCCGACAGCGCAGAGCUGAUUGCAUUAGAAGGUGCUUGUGAAAACAUGAACCCAUUGAUUGAUGAGAAGCUUCAAGAAAUGGACAGGAAACACUCGGAGUGGUCCGAGCUGAACGUAAAGGUGCUGGAAGCUCUUGAGCUGUAUAACCAGUUAAUGAAUGAAGCUCCCCUUUACAACGCCUACUCCAAAAUGCAGUCUGUGCAGGGCACUUACCCUGGAGCACCUCCUCCGCUCGCUAUGCAGGGUUAUCAGCCGUCUGGAGCAUACAUGUCCUCUGGCGUUCCUCAAGGCUAUAGUCAUAGUACAGAUCAGGCCGGUCCUCUCUGUUCUCUCCCUCAAUCAGUCAAUUCAGCAUCAGCCGGUCAGCAAGCACAACCUCCCUAUAUCUGUGGCCCCAUGAAUGGGGCAUACGUGAACCACACUCCUGGAGCACCUGGCGCUUAUCCGCCGCAGAUGGGUGUGGCUAUGGACAUAUCUGCCUAUCAAAACGCUAAUGCUGGUCUGCCUCCAACCUCCUAUCCAAUGUCAGCCCCAGCCCAGCCUACACACCAGCAGCACCAAGCAGCUUACUAUCAGCAACCCCUGCUGUAAAGCUGUGUGAAAGGUCCUACUUCACAGUCGCUAUGUCUCUACCAAUGCAAAUUCCAAGUGGUCAAAUUGGGUGGAGAGAGUUUUUGAUGGCAGGUGCAUUAAAGAUUUGACAUUUGCUGAUAAUGUCCUGAUCCACACAGGACAGAGAUUCUCUCAAUGGACGCAAAAACAUAAUUGUCAUUCCUUCUUAAUAACUCUAUGAAGAAGUUUAGGCCAGGUUGAGAGUCGUUGGAAUGCAUCACACUAACCUAAAACAAGAUGUCCUCUCAUGAUAAUCACCAGCAUAUUUUAAUUUUUCUGAUUAUGAAUCAUAAGAUCAUAGUAAUGAACAUUCUUUAUUGAAAGAUAAUGCUUUUGAUUGGUAGGUUCACAGUGGUGUUUUCCAUUCUGGUUAGGAAGACUCCAAUAGCAUCAUGCAUUAUAGAGAGGACAAUUAUAUAAAGAUUACCAUACAGCAUAUCUGGAAAGAAUUCACGUGCCAAGACUCGGCACUUGUAGAAACUCACAAAAUGAUGGUUUAAGGUUCUGGCUGCUGUUAUUGAGUCCAGAACUAUGGGACAGAAUUAGAAGACAGCAUUGUAACAGCAGUUUAAAGGCUUUUGUGUAAUGUUUGUAAAAGCCUUUGCAAACUUUACAUGAUUUGAAAGUAGUCACAGAUGCAAUCCCUUUAUGGUCAAUCCAUAUGUUUCACUGUAUAUUGAUAUUUAUAAUAUGCAAGUGCCGCUUGUGUUUGCGUUGUGGGUGUUUUUCGUGGUCCAAUUUAAUUUAAGGCAUGUAAAAUUGCAUACAUUGUGUUAUCAUUUUACAGAAAUGAAAAAAUAGUUGCUUUUUGCUUCUUAGGUAGGUGAAAAAAACAAAAGACUUUUUACUGACAACCCCCACCUUCAAUUAAUAAUGCCAUGAUAAGGACAAAAAUCACAAUUUUCGAAAUUCUUAGUAAAAUGGGAUUGUGUAGGGAAAUAUAGAUUUGUCUUUAUUAUUUUCUUAAACUGUUUAAUAAAAGAUAUUGUAUAUUAGAUGUUAAUUAUCUCGCUUUUUCUGUAUUGCACCUUAACUUUAUGAACAUUUAUUUACCACCAGAUGCCUUUCGAGAGAUUGAAUAAAAGUAGAAAUCGACUCAAGACUUUAAUUUAGAAAGCUGCUGUAUAUUUGUAAACCUAUAAUAUGUUUUAAGAGAUUUAUGUGUAUUGUACUCUCUUUGUAACAUCAAUAUUUCUUUGUAUCCUGCCUGCUCGUUUUUCAAUUUCAUUUUGUAACAAGGUGAACUCUUAUAGUCUUCAAUGAAUAAAAAUGACCUUACAAUA
Triplophysa dalaica is the source of this 2949-nucleotide messenger RNA. It is a transcript of the gene stam2, whose product is annotated as signal transducing adaptor molecule (SH3 domain and ITAM motif) 2. Gene Ontology annotation, biological process: signal transduction. Lineage: Eukaryota; Metazoa; Chordata; Actinopteri; Cypriniformes; Nemacheilidae. The coding region runs from base 110 to 1645 and encodes 511 amino acids. Gene Ontology annotation, cellular component: endocytic vesicle. The record is from RefSeq and is a predicted model, not a curated record. The transcript is spliced from 14 exons. Gene Ontology annotation, molecular function: phosphatidylinositol binding; ubiquitin binding.